AUGUGUGUGUGUGGGUGUGUCUGUGGUUCCUUCAGGUUUGACACUGCACAAACUCUUGUGUCAAGGUUCCUUCAGGUUUCUUUAUUUUUUGAGGAUGAGGGUGAGAUCCCCGUCGAGUCUGAUGAAAUAAAAGUCCAAACUUGGAGCAGCCAACACUACAGGAACGAACCUGUGGUUGUUGUUGCUGCUCCACGGUUGCAAAAGUAUUCUAGUUUUCAUUACCAGAGUGGGGAGCAGCCUCUGCUUUUGCCCAUUCGAAGCUUGAAAUCUCGCUUAUCCGAAGAAGAUAUUGAUGUUCAAUCUCUGAACAUGUUAAUGAGUUCUAAAAGGUUUUCAAGCAAUUCAAAUAGAAAUGCAGAAGUUGAAGCUGAUGCUGUUGAUACAGAUGUUCAAUCUCUAAAUAGAGGAUUCGGUGAGGAAGAAGGGCUUCUACAAGUCUUGUCCUCCACCACCUCCGCCACCGCCACCAACAAUGUUUUAGAAAUCAGUGUUCAUGAAGCCAAGCCAGCUGAGAAAGAAAGCCUUCUUGUGGAAUCUAACGAUGAUGAUGACGACGAUGACACAGAAACUGAGGACCAAGACGUUGAAGGAGGAAGAACCGUUGCUCAGAACAAUGACAGGGGAAAGGGUCCACCUGUUAUUGGUGGAGAAAGUUCAAAAAUAGAUGGUGAUGAAGGACCAGAUGUGGAUAAGAAGGCUGAUGAGUUCAUUGCUAAGAGAAUCGAGUCAAUCAAGAGGAGUAGAAGGAGUGCAAGAAACUCUUCAAGGUAA
This is a messenger RNA of Glycine soja, 771 nucleotides long. RefSeq lists its product as uncharacterized. Bases 1 to 771 code for a protein of 256 amino acids. The transcript has 3 exons. The record is from RefSeq and is a predicted model, not a curated record. Lineage: Eukaryota; Viridiplantae; Streptophyta; Magnoliopsida; Fabales; Fabaceae.